AUGUCUCAAGUUACAUACUUCUUUUUGGCGCUGACCGUACUUGUAUUGACUGUAGAAUGUUCUGUGAUAAGAGUAAAUAAAGUACCUCUUACGGACGGAGUUGUUAUGAAAGUGGUUGUAAAUGAAGAUCCGAAUAACAAAGGCAAUUCUGUAGCAACAAUCAAGAUAGCAAUGGAAAAGGAUGAUGGACACAAUAAGCUUGUAAAGCCAACAGGAGCUGUGCCUUCCAUAGAAGAUAGACUACUAAUAAGAAGCCCUAACUGUGCAGCAGGUCAAGUGAGAGUAGGACCUGUUUGUGUUUAA
Danaus chrysippus (African queen) is the source of this 303-nucleotide messenger RNA. NCBI's taxonomy places the organism in Eukaryota, Metazoa, Arthropoda, Insecta, Lepidoptera, Nymphalidae. The record is from the annotation of a GenBank genome assembly.